Messenger RNA from Sorex fumeus (smoky shrew), 1660 nucleotides. RefSeq names its product CCAAT enhancer binding protein beta (gene CEBPB). Gene Ontology annotation, molecular function: RNA polymerase II cis-regulatory region sequence-specific DNA binding; DNA-binding transcription factor activity, RNA polymerase II-specific. Gene Ontology annotation, biological process: DNA-templated transcription; regulation of transcription by RNA polymerase II; regulation of cell differentiation. NCBI's taxonomy places the organism in Eukaryota, Metazoa, Chordata, Mammalia, Eulipotyphla, Soricidae. The record is from RefSeq and is a predicted model, not a curated record. Bases 180 to 1247 code for a protein of 355 amino acids. The transcript has a single exon.
CGCUCGGCCGAAACUUUGGCGAGUCAGAGCCGCGCACGGGACCGGCCAGGGCACCCGGUCGGCCGGACCCGCGCCAGCGCCCCGCACUCGCCGCGGCCGCCCGCGCGCCCCGGGGCCGCGCCACCUGCGGGCCGGCGGCCGGAGCGGGCAGCCCGGCCCCGUCCCCGGCUCCCGCGUUCAUGCAACGCCUGGUGGCCUGGGACCCAGCAUGCCUCCCGCUGCCGCCGCCGCCGGCCUUUAAACCCAUGGAAGUGGCCAACUUCUACUACGAGGCGGACUGCUUGGCUGCUGCGUACGGCGCCAAGGCGGCCCCCGCGGCGCCCCCCGCGCCCCGCGCCGCGCCGCGCGCCCCGGCCGGCGAGCUGGGCAGCAUCGGCGAGCACGAGCGCGCCAUCGACUUCAGCCCCUACCUGGAGCCGCUGGGCGCGCCGCAGGCCCCGGCCCCGGCCCCGGCGCCCGGCGGCGCCGCCGGCGACACCUUCGAGGCGGCUCCGCCCGCGUCCGCCCCCGCGCCCGCCUCCUCCGGGCAGCACCACGACUUCCUCUCCGACCUCUUCUCCGACGACUACGGCGCGGCCAAGAACUGCAAGAAGGCGGCCGACUACGGCUACGUGAGCCUGGGCCGCCUGGGCACGGCCAAGGGCGCGCUGCACCCGGGCUGCUUCGCGCCGCUGCCCCCGCCGCCGCCGCCGCCGCCGCCGCCGCCCGCGCCCCCCGAGCUCAAGGCCGAGCCGGGCUUCGAGCCCGCGGACUGCAAGAGGAAGGAGGACGCGCCGGGCAUGGCGGCCGGCUUCCCCUACGCGCUGCGCGCCUACCUCGGCUACCAGGCCGUGCCCAGCGGCAGCAGCGGCAGCCUGUCCACGUCGUCGUCGUCCAGCCCGCCCGGCACGCCGGGCCCCGCCGACGCCAAGGCGGCCCCCGCCGCCUGCUACGCGGGCCAGGGCCCCGCGGCGCCCGGCGGCGGCGGCGGCGGCGCCGCGCAGGGCAAGGGCAAGGCCAAGAAGGCGGUGGACAAGCACAGCGACGAGUACAAGAUCCGCCGCGAGCGCAACAACAUCGCCGUGCGCAAGAGCCGCGACAAGGCCAAGCUGCGCAACCUGGAGACGCAGCACAAGGUGCUGGAGCUCACGGCCGAGAACGAGCGGCUGCAGAAGAAGGUGGAGCAGCUGUCGCGCGAGCUCAGCACGCUGCGGAACUUGUUCAAGCAGCUGCCCGAGCCCCUGCUGGCCUCCUCGGGCCACUGCUAGCCGCGCCGGGGUGCCCGCGGCCCCCGCCGCCGCCCCCGGGGGCCGCCCGCGGACCUGGGGCGCGGACCUGGGGCGCGGGGGCCCCGCCGUCUCCUUUGUCUCUCGCCUAGCUCGCUCUCUCUAGUUUUUGGGGGGUCCCGACCCCGCGGCGAGCGCGCGCGCGCGCGCGGCCCGGGGCGGUCCUGCCGGCCGCCGCGUCCGUGCGCGCCGGCUCGAGUUGAUGCAAUCCGGGCAGGAGCGAGGCCGGCGCGGGUGUGCGCGGGGCUGACGUAACCCACGUGUAACUGUCGGCCCGGCCUGAGUAAUCGCUUAAAGAUGUCCCCGCGAGGGCCCGCCGGUCGUUGUUGUCGUUGUUGUUGUUGUUGGUGCCUUCCCCCCCCUUUUUUGUAUUAUAAAAAAAUAAUCUAUUUCUA